CAUGUGGUAUAUUCAUAGUUUUCCCAUGGAGAAAUUUUCGUUGAGUGCAGCCAAAAAUAAUUUGGGGAGAAUCGCAUGGAAUAAGAAUCCGUUGUACAUCUCUCUCUGUAAUUUCGUUUCGCACCUCUCGUGCAACUAAUCCGAUCCGUAAUUUCAUUGACGAGCUUCCUGGGGAAGCCAAAUUCAUCAUUAUUGUCACUUCUUUCUUUCUUUUUAUUUAAUAUUCUGAUUAUUAUUCAAUACUGAUGGCAUCGAGUUUUGAUCGAUGGGAAAAAGAUCCUUUCUUUGGCGCCGCCGAAGAAGUUCAGGAAUCUGCAGACAGGAUGGAAUCUACGUAUAGGACAUUGAUUCACGCAAAGAAAGAUGCAUCCAGCCCGUGGAACUGUGAUGAAAUCCGUCGAGAUUUACAUACUUCCCUUGGCACUACUAAAUGGCAGUUAGACGAAUUUGUACGGGCGGUCAGGUCAAGUUAUAGCAAAAGCUCAAGUGAGGAUGCAAGAAAUAGGCACCAAGAGUUCAUUGUUGCCAUUGGUGACAAGAUUACAAAAGUUGAGCAAUUGUUACAAGAAUCUGUUCAUUCAGAUAGCAAGGCAUCUCUGCCUUGGGUGCGUUUGGAUGAAGGCGAACGAAAUGAGCUUGCAAUGUUUCUUUCAGGAUUGCCAGCUGCUGCUGGAGCAGAGGAGAAAUCACAUGGGCACCGCAGGGCGGCUAGUGCUGAUGCUGAUAUUAGUUCUUGGCAAAUUGCUGUUUCUGAUGAUGUGCAACAAUCGAGUUCCUCCAAUGAUUCUUCUGGUCAAAUGCAUAAGGUAGCCAGUCUCUCUGGAUUUCUCAGUUCCAUGGGAUCCGUCUCUAAGUUGAAGUGGCCUAAGAAUGGUUAUAGAAAGCUGAAAGUUGUGAAUCAUCAUCAAGAAACUGAUAACACACUACUACCGUCAACUGCAUUGAAUGGGGGCAUCAAUGCAUUCCAUGAACGAAGUAAGAGUUGCCUUGCUAGUUGUGAUGAAUGUUAUGAUAAGGAACUCCAUGGGUGGUAUGGGGCUAUCCAAAGACAGCUUCAAAGAUCUCAAUACCAAAUGCAAUACAAUCGGCAUGUUCAAAUAACUGUCUGGAUUGUUAUGCUCCUUUGCAUGAUUGUUUUAAUGACUUUUUGCGCAAUGUAGAAAGGAAGAUUUAGAUACAUUCUCUGUCAGUUUUGAGUUGGCGGCAGCAUGGGGGACGCAUAAACAAUCUUUUAAUAUAAGUUCAUACAAUCUAUGUUGUCGCUUAAGCAAGCGAGAGUUUUUUUUCUGGUUCUCGCUGGCGUACAAGGUGUCAACAUAACAUUUCACGAAGUUUGAGAUUACUAUUUAGAGUCUUCCAUAAUCCAUACCAGUGGCACUUCCUUCUUCCGUUUUGGCUAUUUAUUUUUCGUUUUUGCCCCUCCCAUUGCAAAAUGGUCUCGUGAAGAGGGUUCUCUGUUGUACUAUAUGACUAGAUGUACAUGACAAAGUGAAUCGAGUUAUUAAAUGUUGUGAUGUAUAUUAUGAUGCGAGAACGGUGUUAUGUACCAAAGAUUUUUAGCCUUGUAAAAUUUAGGGACG
This is a messenger RNA of Gastrolobium bilobum, 1580 nucleotides long. RefSeq lists its product as uncharacterized. Gene Ontology annotation, biological process: Golgi vesicle transport. NCBI's taxonomy places the organism in Eukaryota, Viridiplantae, Streptophyta, Magnoliopsida, Fabales, Fabaceae. The transcript is spliced from 6 exons. The record is from RefSeq and is a predicted model, not a curated record. Bases 246 to 1160 code for a protein of 304 amino acids. Gene Ontology annotation, cellular component: membrane.